Molecule: messenger RNA, 930 nt
Organism: Candoia aspera
Lineage: Eukaryota; Metazoa; Chordata; Lepidosauria; Squamata; Candoiidae
Product: olfactory receptor 2D2-like
Exons: 1
Coding region: 1-930 (309 amino acids)
Biological process (GO): detection of chemical stimulus involved in sensory perception of smell; G protein-coupled receptor signaling pathway
Cellular component (GO): plasma membrane
Molecular function (GO): G protein-coupled receptor activity; olfactory receptor activity
Source: RefSeq, a predicted model, not a curated record
AUGUGGGGCCCAAAUCGAACCACAGUGAAUGAGUUUCUUCUCCUUGGCUUUACCAGUCAUCCUACAUUACAACGCCUUUUCGUUGUGCUGUGCCUGGUCAUGGCUCUGGCCACAGUACUUGGAAAUAGUCUCAUUACCUUCCUGGUUUGGACUGACUCCCACCUCCACACAGCCAUGUAUUUUUUCAUUGGUAACCUCUCUUUGUUGGACAUACUUUUCACAAUAAUCACUGUCCCUCAGAUGCUCGUACACUUAGCCUCUGGUGUCAAUAUAAUUUCAUUCAAUAGAUGCAUGGCCCAACUUAACCUGAGCCUCUCCUGUGGAAUGACUGAGUGCUUCAUUCUGGCUUUCAUGGCCUAUGACCGCUAUGUGGCAAUAUGUCAGCCUCUAAGAUACCCCACCAUCAUGGGAAUGCGUGUAUCCAUGAAGAUGGCAGGAGUUUGCUGGGUCACGGCAUUUUUUAAUGCUGCUAUACUGACAGCCAUCACUAUCAGUUUCCCUUUCUGUGGGCCCAACCAGAUUAAUCAUUUCUAUUGUGAGUUACCAGCAAUGCUUCAACUGGUUUGUAUGGAUACAUAUAUGGCAGAGGCCUUAAUCUUUGUCCUGAGUGUGAUUGUACUCAUGCUACCUUUUACCUUCAUAGUGGUUUCUUAUAUCCACAUUGCCAAAGUGGUGCUCAGCAUGGACUCAAUGAAGGGUCAUCAAAGAGCCUUCUCUACUUGUGCUACCCAUCUCACGGUUGUUACAUUGUUUUACAGUACCAUUGGCUUCACAUACUUAAAACCCAGGUCUAAUCAUGUAGCAGAGCAGGAGAAGAAGGCCUCAGUCUUCUAUGCUCUGGUCUCUCCCAUGCUGAAUCCCAUCAUCUACAGCCUGAGGAACAAGGAUGUUAAAGAGGCUUUGGCCAAAGUAAUGGGGAAAGUCAGCUGA